This is a messenger RNA of Rhododendron vialii, 986 nucleotides long. Its product is annotated as deoxyuridine 5'-triphosphate nucleotidohydrolase. Lineage: Eukaryota; Viridiplantae; Streptophyta; Magnoliopsida; Ericales; Ericaceae. Gene Ontology annotation, molecular function: dUTP diphosphatase activity; magnesium ion binding. The record is from RefSeq and is a predicted model, not a curated record. Gene Ontology annotation, biological process: dUTP catabolic process; dUMP biosynthetic process. The transcript has 3 exons. The coding region runs from base 240 to 749 and encodes 169 amino acids.
GAAAAAAACUCAGCCAAAAAAAAUAAAUAUACACCAGAUAAAACCCCCGAUCCCCGCCGUCGUUUUCUCCCCCACUGUCAAAAUGCCCUAGGAAAAAAUGGCGGCAACAUUUGGCGCCAUUACACCAACGCGGGAAAGUUUUGUCGCGGGCAAAUAUUCUCUGUAUAAAUCCACUUCCCAAUUUCCGCAAGUACCCACUUCCCAAUUUCUCAAUCCAUCAUCGCUCACAAGUCCUCGCAAUGGCCCAACAAGAACCACAAGUCAACGGCUUCGAAAUCGCCGAGCCGUCUCCGAAGGUCCAGAAGCUUGACCAUGGCGGCGUCAAUGGGGUUUUGAGAGUGAAGAAGCUUUCUGAGAAGGCUGUUCUGCCUUCAAGGGCUUCCCCUUUCGCCGCUGGUUAUGAUCUUUGCAGCUCAACGGAGGUCACAGUACCAGCCAGAGGAAAAGCGUUGGUACCAACUGAUCUAAGCAUAGCUAUCCCAGAAGGAACAUAUGCUCGAAUUGCACCAAGAUCGGGAUUGGCGUGGAAGCAUUCGAUUGAUGUUUUGGCAGGAGUGAUCGAUGCUGACUACAGGGGUCCAAUCGGCAUUAUAUUGUUCAACCACUCUGAUGCCGAUUUUGAAGUGAAGGCAGGCGAUAGGGUUGCUCAGUUGAUUAUCGAGGUUAUCAUGAUGCCAGAAGUGGUGGAAGUUGAGGACCUGGAUUCGACUGUUAGAGGUGCAGGUGGGUUUGGUUCUACCGGCGUUUAGAAGUAGUUGAAUCAAGUAUAGUAGGAUGUGUUUAGGCUCCACUUCUUCAGUUUCUGCUCUAGCUUUUCGUUGACAUGGGUAAUUCGUGCAAAGUGUUUGUGGGAAAGACUUGUUUCUCCUUUGUGGAGUUAUUCUGGAUAUGUUGAUGAAUCAGUGGCUAAUUGUUUUGCAUUUGUAGAUACAAUGGAAUUCUGAUACCCAGGAAAGACUCGUUGGGUGGGGCAAUCUUCUAAGCCA